This is a messenger RNA of Paramecium sonneborni, 880 nucleotides long. NCBI's taxonomy places the organism in Eukaryota, Ciliophora, Oligohymenophorea, Peniculida, Parameciidae. The record is from the annotation of a GenBank genome assembly.
AUGUUGAGAGAUGCUGGAGUUGAAUAGACACAUUAAUUAAUCGAUAAAAUAGAAAUGAGAGUUAAAAACUUUCUCAAGACUCAGUCUACUAAACAAAUUCAACCAUUACCAUUAAACAAUUCAAAUUUAGACUUUAAUAAUAGACAUAUAUCAAUGCAUUCAAAAAAGGAAAAAGGAGAUUCUAACAUUUUUAGUCAAUUAGAAAAUAUUCCUCCAUAAAAAUUAUUGACUUAAUGUUCUAGAACUUCUGAUUGCUAAAUUCCAUUAUUGAAAGAAAUAUAAGAAAUUGAUUAGUCAUAUAGAAUUGAAAUCGAUUAAUUAAAAAAUACUAUUUUACAAUUAAAAUAGGUUAUUGAAGAAUUAAAAGAAUGUGUUAAUGGAUUAACAUAAUAACUAGACUUUAAAUAAAAGUAAGUAUUCUAUCAAUUUUAGUGAAAUUGAUUAAGUAAAUAAAGAAAAUGAAAAUCAUAAAAUUUUAGUUUAGACAUUAAGAGAUGAAAAUACAUAUCUAACAAGAGAAAUACAAUAAUUAAUGAAUGCAUAAAAUUUAAGCAAUCCAAAAGUCAGUUCUUUAACGAUUGAAGUUUAAGAAGAGAGAAAGAAAAGUGAAAGAUUGUAAUUAGAAAUUAGUGAAAUUAAAUAAAGAUUUGAAAAAUAGAGAGAUUCUGCAAAAACAAAUUCAAAUUCAGAUUUCUAAAUAAUUGAAAAAUUGGUUCAUAAAUUAGAAGAAGCAUAAGAAUAAUAACAACGUUAAAAUCAUUAGUUUAUGAAACAUGUUAUACAAUAUUUAGAGAAAUAAUAAAAUUAAUAAUUGAGAGUAAGUUCAACAAUAUUAGAAAGUAAUCAUAAAAAAUAAAAGUCUAGUUUAAAGAAAAAAUGA